Messenger RNA from Aspergillus aculeatus ATCC 16872, 1176 nucleotides. RefSeq lists its product as uncharacterized. The transcript has 3 exons. The record is from RefSeq and is a predicted model, not a curated record. Gene Ontology annotation, molecular function: protein binding. NCBI's taxonomy places the organism in Eukaryota, Fungi, Ascomycota, Eurotiomycetes, Eurotiales, Aspergillaceae. Bases 396 to 905 code for a protein of 169 amino acids.
AAGACUUCAAGAUCGCUCGUUGUGCGUUAAGUGACCUGCUCUUCCGUGCCUAAGAAGCCGCUUAAGACACCUUUCGUGUCCCCAGUUGUUCAAAAUAGUUGGACAUCCUACUCUGUACCGUUACCCCUGUUGCCUACCCUUCGCUCGUAUCAGCGACACCGUACAGGUCAUUUCUUCUUGUUCCCACUUCCAGGCAACCAACAUGACCACAAGCCACCCAUAAGAGAUAAUUGGCAUUUGUACAUGGUAGCAGCACGGCUUGAUCCUACAAACGUGACACGCAACUACCAUUUCACAACCCAUUAACUACCCACCUGAGCAGAUAGCGAUUGUUUACUCUUCAGAAUCCCAGCAUCAUACUCUGUGCCAACAUCCACCAGGAAAUGCAAUCCACCAUGGCCACAGAACCGCACACCCCAGGCCCCCAGCCCGAUAAAUCAUACACCCUCAUGGACCUCCCCACCGAGCUCCACCUCCACAUCGCAACCUACCUUCGGUACCCGGACGCGCUGGCCCUGAAGCACAGCUGUCGCCACUUCUACCCGCUGGUCUACACAGGUGUCCACCUCAAGGUCGACUGGCUGGUGGAGCGCUUCGAGCGCAAGCUGGAGUGUCCGAUGGAGAAGUGCUCGUUCCGCACGGACGAGUCGUUCUGCAAUGCGCGGGUGCGCCGGAUCAUGGAGCGCAGGCGCCGGCACCUCGAGUGCCUGCGGUCCCCCGGGGGCUGCUUCGUCGUCGACGGGGAGACCUGUCAGAAGGAUCUGGUUCCGACAUGGCUGAAGAAGCGGGGACGGUUGCAGAGAGCGCGGUCUUGGGGGUAUGAAGUGUUUGUGACUGGGUUGGUUUUCCUCGUUCUAAACUUGCUGUGGCAUAUGUGUGGAAGGCUGCUUCUCCUCGCGGGUUGACAUUCGACCUACGGCUCUACUUCGUUCGCCUUGACCUGAUCCUCUGCCCGCUAUCGCAGCGUUUUGGACGCUCCGUCUUCCUCACGAGCAGCUGGCUGCCACUACCAUUUAACAAAGACUUACGACACUUAAUACCUUCCUUGCCAUUAGCAAGAUAAACACCUCCUGAAUGCGGACGAUCCUCGCUGGCCGACGGACUAUAAUCUUACCUACACUCCAGUCUCAACAUCCUGUAUACGACACCAACAGCAUGGCUUGAUACUAUACAACU